AUGCUCGAAGACUCGAGGCUCUACCCUGAAUUGGCACCUCGCCAACCACGCGAAGUCAUCUCUGUCUCAUCCUCUGCAACGUCUUCCACGGGUGGUGGCCGUUCUCAAGCAAGGACUCCCCAAGUUAACAUCUCGGACUCAGAAUCAGAGUCAGGAUCGGUGUCUAGUGAUGACGAUGGAGACGCUGCGCCUAGCUCGCGUUCAAGCCGACCACCCGCGACGAAGACGAACACAGUAAAUCAAGGGACCAUCCCCCUGAAGAAGCCAGUACUCCCUUAUUUCCCAACUACAGACGCGUCGAGACCAAAUCUCCCAGGUGCCUACAUUCCAGCUGCAGGGAUUCCCAUACGUAUACCAAGUAACGGAGCUUCACCUUUCGCGGCGGCGGUGUCGAAUGAUGCCGAACCAGGGGAAUUGAUUGAUUUACCGCAGCAGACAUAUAUUGGUGACUUCAUGGCCAAUACUGACACGGAGAAAGCUCUGAAAGAGCUGAUGUCGGGAAGUAUGAACGAUGAAGAGGUUGACAUCGAUAUGGCAGAGGCCAUAGUAAAAGGCUUCAAGGAGAACAUCCGUCUGCUACCUCACCAGGUGGUUGGGAAGAAGUGGAUGAAAGAGCGUGAAGAUGUAACGCAGAAACGCUACGGCGGUAUUCUUGCUGACGAUAUGGGUCUGGGUAAGACAAUCCAAGCGCUUGCUCGAAUUGCCGAAGGGCGCCCUCGCAAGUCUGAUAAAGCUGAUGGCUGGGACGCCUGCACUCUUGUUGUUUGCCCGUUGGCUUUGGUGGGACAAUGGGCCGACGAAAUUAAGAAGAUGUGCACCCAGCUCGAAGUUCUGCAGCAUCACGGACCCAGCCGACCGACAGACCCAAAUGUUCUUCGCCGUCAUCAUAUUGUCGUCACUACGUAUGAUGUUGUCAAGUCGGAGUACGCCGUCUACCGACCAGAUGUGAAAGACGAAUCGAAGAGCAAGGCAAAGAAGAAGAAAGCUGCAACGAGUGACAGUGACGAUGACGUACCAGUGGUCAAGAAGGUUGCAAAGAAAGGUCCCAAACGCGACGCUAUAUUCCGUAUCAAAUGGUGGCGCGUGAUAUUGGAUGAGGCGCAUAACAUCAAGAACCACAUCACGAAAGGCGCAGUUGCUUGCUGCGACCUUGAUGCAAAGUUCAGAUGGUGUCUCACCGGCACUCCGAUGCAAAACGGCGUCAUGGAAAUCUACUCACUGCUCAAAUUUCUCCGGAUCAAACCCUUGAACAAUAUCUACACCUUCAAAGAGCAAAUUGACAAACCCAUCAGAAUGGGUCAACACGCGGGACUUGCGAUGAAACGGCUACAGGUCGUCCUCAAAGCCAUCAUGCUUCGCCGGACAAAGACCGACACCCUCAACGGGAAGAAGCUCAUCGAGCUUCCUGCCCGAGUUGUCGAAAUCGUCAAUUGCAAGUUCAACCCGUCUGAGCGCAACUUCUACCACGCUUUGGAAAACCGAAUCGAGGCGAUGCUCGAGAAAUUGAUGGCUCAGGAUCAUGCCAACUAUACCUCCGUGUUGUUGUUGCUCUUGCGGCUUCGUCAAGCUUGUAACCAUCCCGGAUUGGUUGCAAAGGACUAUAAAGAAGAUCUGUCAGCUGUAGACUCCACGGCGGCAAAGAACGCCGAUGACAAGGCGGACGAUGCUGACGAGCUCGCGAACGCUUUCGAGUCCCUUGGUGUAACGAAGAAAUGCAAAGUUUGCCAGGAGGAAUUGAACAGCACGAAUGUCGACAAGAGACUAGAUGAUCAUUGUGAAGCUUGCGGAGACCUUGCAUACGAGGCACGGCUGAAGAGCAGUGAACGUCCUGAUUCAGCCAAGAUCAGAAUGAUCCUAAAGUUACUGCAAGAUGUCGACGAUCGCUCGGCCGGGGAAGAGAAGACCAUCAUCUUCUCUCAGUUCACGAGCAUGCUGGAUCUGAUCCAACCCUUCUUGAGGGAAAAGGGGGUGAAGUUCGUCCGAUAUGAUGGCUCCAUGUCUCGUCCCGAACGCGAGGAAAGCCUUGACGCCAUCAAGAAGAAACCUAAUGUCCGUUGCAUCUUGAUCUCAUUCAAGGCUGGUAGCACAGGUCUGAAUUUGACUUGCUGUAACAACGUCAUCCUGGUUGAUCCCUGGUGGAAUCCUGCACUUGAGGAUCAGGCCUUCGAUCGCGCUCACAGAUACGGACAGACCCGCGAUGUCAAUAUUUACAAGCUCAUGAUUGCAGAAACCGUUGAGGACAGGAUCUUAGAGCUUCAAACGAAGAAGCGGGCUCUUGCACAGGCAGCAUUGAGCGGCGACAAGCUCAAGAACAUGCGCCUUGGCAUGGACGACCUUCUCGCUCUAUUCCGACCAGGUGGCCGUGACGACGACGACGACGAGGAAGACUUCUAG
Molecule: messenger RNA, 2394 nt
Organism: Pleurotus ostreatus (oyster mushroom)
Lineage: Eukaryota; Fungi; Basidiomycota; Agaricomycetes; Agaricales; Pleurotaceae
Exons: 14
Coding region: 1-2394 (797 amino acids)
Cellular component (GO): cytoplasm
Molecular function (GO): ATP binding; ATP-dependent chromatin remodeler activity
Source: RefSeq, a predicted model, not a curated record